CGAAAGGAAAUCAGAGUGACCCUGACGCUAUCCGGUAAGGUUCAUAUGAAUGGCAAGUUCACAGUUCCACUGUCUGCAAUCAGUCAGAGUUUCUUCUGCAUCUCGGCUUUUCAUAUCUACUUCAUUUGAUCAUGGUAGAGUGAAUUUUAAAAGAAAUAGCAAUUGUCUUGUUUAUGCUUCCACCAACAACUUGAACAGGGACCAUCAUCCUCAAUCAAAGGUCGACACAGUGCUAGAUAGUAUAAAAUGGGAUGACAAAGGUUUAGCAGUUGCAUUAGCUCAAAAUGUUGAUACAGGAGCCAUCUUGAUGCAAGGUUUUGCGAACAGGGAAGCAGUGGCUACAACAAUCUCCUCCCGUAAGGCCACAUUCUACAGUCGGUCGCGAUCAAUGCUGUGGACAAAGGGCGAGACCUCCAAUAAUUUCAUUAAUGUCCAUGACAUCUUCCUUGAUUGUGAUCGGGACUCUAUAAUAUACCUAGGGAAGCCUGAUGGCCCGACUUGCCACACAGGAGCAGAGACUUGCUAUUACACCUCGUUGAUUGAUUUGUUAGAAGAUCAGCAGAGUGGAUAUAAAUUCCCGUUGACCACUCUGAACUCUUUAGAAUCUAUAAUUGCAAAGCGAAAAGGAGAACUAGAUGUUCCACAAACUGGAAAGCCCUCAUGGACUAGACGACUACUACUUAAUGAGAAAUUGUUGUGUUCAAAAAUCAGGGAAGAGGCAGAUGAGCUAUGUCGAACAUUAGAGGAGAAUGAGGAUAUGUCGCGUACUGCAUCAGAGAUGGGAGAUGUUCUUUAUCAUUCCAUGGUUCUGCUGGCCCUUAAAGAUGGAAAAAUAGAAGAUGUUCUAGAAAUUUUACGACAGAGAUUUUCUCAGUCAGGUAUCGAGGAAAAGAGAAGUCGCAAGACACAAGGCUAG
Molecule: messenger RNA, 916 nt
Organism: Fragaria vesca subsp. vesca
Lineage: Eukaryota; Viridiplantae; Streptophyta; Magnoliopsida; Rosales; Rosaceae
Product: histidine biosynthesis bifunctional protein hisIE, chloroplastic-like
Exons: 6
Coding region: 50-916 (288 amino acids)
Biological process (GO): L-histidine biosynthetic process
Molecular function (GO): phosphoribosyl-AMP cyclohydrolase activity; phosphoribosyl-ATP diphosphatase activity
Source: RefSeq, a predicted model, not a curated record